CUUCUCUUCUGUAUUUGCCAUGGGUGUUAGGUGGCCGUCUCGCCAUAUGGCCAGCCGGAGUCGGCGCGCGGUUUCAGUUGAGCCGGUUGAGCCAGUUGAGCUGCUAGUUUUGGUUGCAUCACCUGCUGCGUAUGAGCUUUCAGUUGCUGAAAAGACCGCAGGACAUCUAUUCCUACAGGAAGAAAGGAGAUGAAUUUCGCAUAUGUGCAAUAUUUUACUGGAACAGCACGACCUAAGACUAUCAUCAGUACAUCUGCAAUUAAAAACUUUGAACCGAGAAGUGAGGAUGACUACAAGAAGGGUCACCUCUAUGAUGCUUUGUUGACUCCAGACGGAGGGGAGCCGGGCUGUUUUAAAGCCCAAAUACUACUUUUGGCAGACUCAAAGUCGUCGAUCGAGGAGAGGAUCAAAAGGGGCAAGAGGAUCCCUCUACCUAAAGCCCUUGACCAGGUUGUUGAGCACAGCAGUUCGGAAGACGACCAAGCAGCUCUUCGGGUCGAAAUGGCUCAGCAGAAAUUGAAUCGUACAAGAGAAGCAACAGCAAAGAUGAAGCAAAUAAUUUCAGAAAAGUUGUCUCAGAAGCGCAAGAACCCACUUUUCCCAGAGGCUCGGAGUGCCAAGCAUGCCAGGUACGAAAGCCACAGUGAUACAGACAGUGGGGAUGAUGGUGCUGUUGUUCCCAAAAAGUUGUACGACGAUCUCCAUCAGAAGUAUCUUGCCCUAAAAAAAACUACAAGGGAACUUAAGGAAGACGUUGAAAAGAUGCGGACAAGAGAGGCCAAAAACACAGACAUUCUGGAUGUGAUUCUUGAGGGUGUAAACAGCAUCAAAUCAAAGCUCGAGAGCACUGGAGCAGGUGCGUAUCUCUUUCCUUCUGAAGCAUGAAUU
Molecule: messenger RNA, 888 nt
Organism: Ixodes scapularis (black-legged tick)
Lineage: Eukaryota; Metazoa; Arthropoda; Arachnida; Ixodida; Ixodidae
Exons: 4
Coding region: 190-885 (231 amino acids)
Biological process (GO): negative regulation of DNA-templated transcription
Molecular function (GO): DNA binding
Source: RefSeq, a predicted model, not a curated record